AUGAAGUUACAUUAUAUUAAUAUAUUAUUAUUUUCCCUUCCAUUAAAUAUAUUUAUACAAAAGAACCAUAACAGCUCUACACUUCAUACACCAAACACAAAAACGGAAAAAAUACAAACUACUAGGUUAUUAGGCGAAUGUGAAUUGUAUUCGCUAUAAAAUCAUGAUAAUGAUCCUCAAAUGAAAGAAAUAAUGGAAAAUUUCGAACGUCCAACGGAACAGAUGUUUUGCGAAUAUGACGAAAGGAUGCAAGGAAAAAAAAAAUGUAAGGAACAAUGUGAUAUAGAAAUACAACAAAUUAUUUUAAAAGAUAAAAUAGAAAAAACACUAGCGGAACAUUUCGGUACGUUGGAAAUGAAUAUAUCUACUUAUGAUAUACCCUCCUGCGUUUGUGAAAAAUCUUUAGCAGAUAAAGUGGAAAAAGGCUGUUUGAGAUAUGGACAAAAUUUGUGAGGGAUUGUUGUACCCUCUACAUGAGUAUUAGGAGGAAUUACUGAAGCUGCUAUUGCAGAAGCUAUAACUGAGGGGGAGGUUGUUGGUGAAGCUGAUGAUAUUAAAGCAGGUAUUGCUAAAGCAAUUCAAUUAGUAAAUUCAAAAUUUGGUGUAUCAACUCUAGGUGAUAAGGGAUUGGAAUCAUUUUUUACUGCAACAAAUUAUACUGAUGCCUCACUCAUUAGUUGAUCUGUUCAUAUUCAAUAUAACAUGACAUGUAUACAAUCUGGCCCUGGCUAUGUCGCUCUUACUGAUGAACCCAUUUGUACUAUGAUUCCAAGAUUAUCUCUAGCUCCAGAGAAUGCUUCAUUGCAAGGUUCAUCGCAAACUCUUAUAAGUACAAUUGUAAAAGAAAUUGUUACACAAAAUAAAAUUGGUGCUGAAGCUACAACUUUUAAUGUUACUACUACACAAACAGCAUCAUUUGAAGCAUCACAAAAAGCCGCCAUAGAAACAAAUUGUGCUUUUUAAAAUACUGCUAUUAUUGCUUCAAUUGUUGUAAUAGUAGUACUCGUUUUGGUUAUGGUACUUAUUUAUUUCAUUUUACGUUAUCGAACAAAAAAAAAAAAAAUGAAGAAAAAACUUCAAUAUAUAAAAUUAUUAAAGGAUUAA
Messenger RNA from Plasmodium gaboni, 1104 nucleotides. The record is from the annotation of a RefSeq genome assembly. NCBI's taxonomy places the organism in Eukaryota, Apicomplexa, Aconoidasida, Haemosporida, Plasmodiidae.